AAGAGAAGCAUAUCUAUCGUAUUUUCGAAAUAUUUGUCGUUAAUGGUUGAUUCGAAGGUAAAGCCACGUGAAACGUUACUAAUCGCGCAUGUGCAUUCACGUGAAACAUUUUCGUUUGACCUUGAAAUGGAGGAACAGUCGCAGAACGUCGAAGGACCAUCAAUGAACUCUUCUUCUUCUUCUGCAGACGGUCCUGAAACGAAAGAAGUUCUAAGCUUUAUGAAAACUGGCAUUUGUUGGGAUUGUCAGUUUUGGGAGACUCGAGCUUUUUGCUUCUACAUUACACCAAUCAUCUAUGUCCAACGCGAAUCUGUAUAA
Molecule: messenger RNA, 318 nt
Organism: Heterotrigona itama
Lineage: Eukaryota; Metazoa; Arthropoda; Insecta; Hymenoptera; Apidae
Source: the annotation of a GenBank genome assembly